UGUGAAUAUUGGAUUGUGAUUUGUGGUAUUUCAACGAGAUUUUUGCUGUUUAUUUAAACCAAUAUUUUCGAUACUUGUCAUAUUGUUAAAUAAGUAUUGAAACCGUACCCUAUACAUAAUAACCAUGGGGGAAGAAGACGAGUAUGCAUGUGUCAACAAAUCCAAACUUAAAAUCAAGACUGACUCUGGAAUAAAAAAGAAAAAGAAGAAGAAGGCUAGCAAAGAUGCUGACAAAAUCAUUGAAGAAGAAGUAAAAGAACAGAUGAAGCAGCAGCAAAACACAGACAAACGGACCAAAGCCGAAAUCGCCUUCCAGAAGAUGCAGGACAAAAUGAAAAAGCAGAGAAUACUACAGAAGGCAGAAAUGACUCACAAGCAAAGAGUAGAAAAGUUCAAUCAACAUCUGGAUAGUCUUACGGAGCACUUUGACAUACCUAAAGUUUCUUGGACAAAGUAA
Molecule: messenger RNA, 457 nt
Organism: Cydia amplana
Lineage: Eukaryota; Metazoa; Arthropoda; Insecta; Lepidoptera; Tortricidae
Product: protein FAM32A
Exons: 2
Coding region: 125-457 (110 amino acids)
Cellular component (GO): nucleolus
Source: RefSeq, a predicted model, not a curated record